UUUCAUUCUUAUCUUCAUUCGACAAAAAUUAAAUUUAACUCUACAAAUUAUUGAUUAUAUCAAUCACUCCACUUUCAAAGUCAUCAUGAAGUUUAUCUUAAUGUUUAUUAUCGUCAUUGUAGCUUUCAGCGCUUUUGCUUCAGCUAAUGAGCCGCGUAUUACUCCCGUUGAAAAAAGUUCAUCUUUGGUAGCAAGAGCUGGUACUUGCCCAUCUGGAACUUAUGCAUGUGCAGAUAAAGAAGGGGGAUGUUGCUCAGAUGGUACAUCUUGUUUACCUAACUUCCAAUGCAGCGGUAGUGGAAAAUCUAGUGGGGCGACUUCUACUACUAGUAGUGGGGUAGCUUCAUCAACAAUCUCACUAAUUCUCUCAAUUGCAGCUUAUUUUUAUUUAGUUUAACUAAUAAUAUUUAUGCUGUAGUUUUUUUCUUUUGAAAUUUUUUAAUUAUUA
This is a messenger RNA of Rhizophagus irregularis DAOM 181602=DAOM 197198, 448 nucleotides long. RefSeq lists its product as uncharacterized. NCBI's taxonomy places the organism in Eukaryota, Fungi, Glomeromycota, Glomeromycetes, Glomerales, Glomeraceae. The record is from RefSeq and is a predicted model, not a curated record.